This is a messenger RNA of Folsomia candida, 2572 nucleotides long. RefSeq names its product calcium-binding mitochondrial carrier protein Aralar1 (gene aralar1). Gene Ontology annotation, molecular function: L-glutamate transmembrane transporter activity; L-aspartate transmembrane transporter activity; calcium ion binding. The record is from RefSeq and is a predicted model, not a curated record. The transcript is spliced from 11 exons. Lineage: Eukaryota; Metazoa; Arthropoda; Collembola; Entomobryomorpha; Isotomidae. Gene Ontology annotation, biological process: L-glutamate transmembrane transport; malate-aspartate shuttle; aspartate transmembrane transport. The coding region runs from base 195 to 2354 and encodes 719 amino acids.
CCUUCACCGACUUUCCACAAAUAAUAUCACAUGCUCACUCUCUGAGAUUCUCCACUCUCGACACAACACAACACACAGACGAACUUAAUAACAUAUCAAAACUUUUUCCUUUGCGCUGCCUUAAAAAAUACUCUCUUUUUUAAAUUAUAGUAUAAAAAAAAUCUUGCCAAUUGCCUUUAAAAAUAAUUUAAAAAAUGUCUUCAGAAAACAAACCAGCGACGACUUCGUAUAAACAAACGGUGACUUCAACGGCGGAUUAUCUGUUAUCCGCAUUAAAAACCCUGACCCCAACCACCACUGCCCAUUGUAUGCACCACAGUAAAAAGAUGUCCAUUUUGAGUGAGCAGGCCCCCGGCUACCUGAAGCGCGCCUCGACCCCUGCCCUCUUCUCCGUCUUCAAAAAAUACGCCUCGGUCACCCUAACCGACGAGCUAACCGGGACCCCCACCCCCUACAUGACCGCAUCGGAUUUUAUCCAAUCCUAUCUCGGAUUAUUCAACGAACCCCCGCACAACGCGAAAUCCGUCGCUUUACUCGCCGGGAUUAUAGACACGUCCAAGGAUAAUUUAAUUAGUUUCCCUGAAUUUCAAGCCUUUGAAGGUUUAUUAUGCCUGCCGGAUGCACUUUAUCAAUUAGCAUUUCAAUUAUUUGACACCAAGGGGACGGGGUUGGUCACGUUUGAAGAGUUUCAAGAAGUUAUCAAGCACACGGUGACGUUCAAGAGGAUCCCUUUUGAUCUGGAUGGGGGGUUCGUGAAGUUGUACUUCGGCAAGUCAAAAAACCGGAUAAUAACCUACGCCGAGUUCUCCCAGUUCCUGCACGAUUUCCACGAAGAAUACGCCGUGGAGGCCUUCCGCCGCUUCGACACGAAUGGGACGGGAUUCAUCUCCGCCCUGGAUUUUGCAAAUAUUAUGACGCAGAUUAAAAGACAUUUACUCACGAAAGAGGUUCAAGAAAAUCUGAUGGGGAUCACACACGCUCAAAAAGUCUCGUUCCCCUUUUUCAUGGCGUUUAACUCGCUGCUUAAUAAUAUGGAGUUGGUCAAGAAGAUUUAUCUCAAUGCCACGGCGGGGAGUAGGGGGACUGAACUAACGAAAGAGGAAUUCCUGCACUCUGCUCAAAUGAUGUCUCAGAUAACACCGCUGGAAGUGGAUAUCUUAUUUUUACUCUGUGAUUUACUCCACCAAACGGGUCGGAUCCAGUACUCCGACCUUCAAGCCAUCGCUCCGGAACAUUACUUUAAGCAAAUUACGAAGAGAUUUGCGGAUUUUAAGGCGGUGGAGAGGCCGGAGGAUCGCGGGGUCGGGAUGAUGAUUCUGGAGAGCGCUUAUCGGUUUACCCUGGGGGCACUGGCGGGGGCGGUCGGAGCCACUGCGGUCUACCCGAUCGACUUGGUCAAAACCCGUAUGCAGAACCAGCGGAGUGGGUCUUAUAUCGGUGAAUUAAUGUACCGUUCAAGUGCGGAUUGCUUUAGAAAAGUUAUUCGGCACGAGGGUUUUGGGGGGUUGUACAGGGGUUUGGUCCCUCAGCUCAUGGGCGUCGCCCCGGAGAAGGCCAUCAAACUCACGGUGAACGAUCUGGUCCGAGACAAACUGACGAGGAAUAACACUAUCCCGGUUUGGGGGGAAGUGGUCGCGGGGGCGAGUGCAGGAGCGAGUCAGGUGGUGUUUACGAAUCCCUUGGAGAUUGUGAAGAUCCGGCUGCAGGUGGCGGGGGAGAUUGCGAGCCAGGGGAAAAUUGGGGGGUGGAGCGUUGUUAAAGAGUUGGGGUUUUUAGGGUUGUACAAGGGCGCCAAAGCCUGUUUCCUGCGGGAUGUUCCCUUCUCUGCCAUCUACUUCCCAGUCUACGCCCACACAAAAGUCAAAUUUCAAGACGACAACGGUUACAACGCCCCCUGGACGCUCUUGGUGUCCGGAGCAAUUGCAGGCAUUCCCGCCGCGUCUCUCGUUACCCCAGCGGACGUUAUUAAAACUAGGUUACAAGUCGUAGCGCGGGCUGGUCAAACGACUUAUGAUGGAGUUAUGGAUGCUACUAAGAAGAUUUGGAAGGAAGAAGGGGGGAAGGCCUUUUGGAAGGGGGCCGGGGCCCGAGUGUUACGGUCCAGCCCGCAAUUUGGGGUGACCCUCGUGACUUAUGAGAUCCUUCAGAGGCUGUUUUACAUCGAUUUUGGGGGGAGCCGCCCAGCCGGAUCCGAGUUGAACCUUCCGGCCACUGGAUUGAUAGAACAAGGGAGCAAACCGUCGAAUCCUGAUCAUAUCGGAGGAUUUGAAGUUGCGCUGCCGAUUUUGAGUGGGAUCGAGUCUAAGUUUGGGUUGCUGUUUCCUAAGUUUAGUCAUGGCAGGGGGCUUAAUUAAUUGGUUUAAGGGGGAAUUAGGGUGAAAUGGCAAUGAACAAUGCACGCGUGAAGUGUCGCGUUAAUGUAUGGGGUCCCGGUGGGGGGAAAGUAUUUUGUGUUUUUUAGGUGCUAGUUUUUAGCGGAGGAAAAACGUCCAUAAUUUAUUUUAGUUGAACAAAUGACGAGCUUUAAAAAAAGUGGAAAUAAAUGGUGCAAGGACUUGAAAAAUAAAAAAAU